CUAUUUAAGUUUUACAUGUAAUUUAUUAAACUACGAAAUUUGGAAUAUAAUGAUUGGAAUGAAAAAUCAACUGGCGAUUAUAUUCGUUUCUAAUAUACUUAUAAAUAUGUUUUCUACCUGUAGAAAUACUUAGUUUUCAUUUCUUAAUACAAAUAUUUACCCUUAAUACUAAAUCUUUCACAAAAAAUAUUAUAAAAUUCUAAUUUGGUUUACUUAGAAUUGUAUAAUAUUAAUGAUAUAUUUUCAGAGGUCCAAUAGCAGCAGGAGGCUUACAUGAUAUAUUUGAAGUUAUGCCGUGAGUAAAAUAAUGUUUAGUUUCAGACUGUAACAUGUGAUUUGAUGUUCAAAUGUGCAAUGUAAGCCUUCGUUGCUGUUGGAUACUGAAACUUCAGUAUUAUGAAAAGUAUUUAAGUCUAUGCCUCCAGAUUUUUAUUUAAGAAUAUAAAUAUCAAAGAUGGAUAUAUAUUGAUCAAUAUUUAAAGUGGUUUCGGCAUUUUUAUGUAUUUGCAAGUAUCUAUCACACACUUUUAGCUUGGAUACUAUAUAAAGUUUAUUUUCAGAGACAACCGCCUCCUCUAAUUUCGAAUAUUCUGGUUAGAUUCUUUUUGAAUACAGGAAUGGUUCCUUCAGUUAUACCAGAGGCUGUUGUUAUUUCUAUGGUGCUGAUAUUAUUACAUGUUUAUCGACGAUUUUAUGAAUGCUAUUUUGUUUCUGUCUUUUCAAAUGCAAAAAUGAAUUUACCACAUUAUAUUUUUGGUUACUGUUUUUAUUUUGGGGUUGGUCUUUCUCUUCUCUCAGAAGCUCCAGGUUUCACAAAGCCAGGUGGCUUAAAGGAUAUUAAUUUUUCUCAAAGUUGGUUAAAAGUAAAUCAUUUGAUUGGAAUAACACUUUUUUUAUGGGCUUGGUAUAAUCAACAUAAAUGCUUUAAAAUUCUUGCAGAAUUAAGAAAAAAUAAUAAAGGUGCAAUUGUAUCAGCUAAAUAUUUGAUUCCAAACGGACAUUUAUUUGAAAAUGUGACAAAUCCACAUUAUCUCUAUGAGAUAAUUUUAUAUUUUGCAAUAUUAAUAAUUUUAGGUUUCAAAAAUAUAACAUGGUGGUUACUUAUGCUCUGGAUCAUUACUUCACACAUUUUGAUGGCCAUUUCCUCACACAAAUGGUAUAAAGAAAAUUUUCCAAAAUUUGCAUUAACUCGAAAAGCAAUAAUUCCAUAUAUACUGUGGUUUCAACAUUUGUAUGUAUUUGCAGGUAUAUAUCAUAUAGUGAUAGCUUGGAUUUUAUAUAAAGUAUAUUUCAAGAAACAAUCUCUUCCUUUAUUUAUAAAUAUGGUAAUCAAAUUGUUUUUGAACGCUGAAAUAACUCCUUCAGCAAUACCGGAAGCUGUCGUAAUCUCAUUGGUGUUGAUGUUACUUCAAAUUUUUCGCCGAUUUUAUGAAAGUUACUUCAUUUCUGUAUUUUCGAAUGCUAAAAUGAAUCUAAUACAUUACAUUUUUUCUUAUUGUUAUUAUUUUGGAGUGGGUCUUUCUCUUCUUUCUGAAGCACCUGGAUUUACGAAGCCAGAUGGAAUAAAAGAUAUUAAUUUCUCUAAAAAUUGGCUGAAGAUAAAUCAUUUGUUGGGUGUCGCGCUUUUCUUUUGGGCUUGGAAUAAUCAACAUAAAUGCCUUGAGACACUAGCAGAACUACGUAAAGAUAAGAAAGGUACAGUUACGACAACAAAAUAUUCAGUUCCAGAAGGUCAUUCGUUUGAUUUUGUGACUAAUCCACACUAUCUAUAUGAAAUAAUUAUAUAUUUUGCAAUAUUAAUAGUUUUAGGUUUUAACAAUGUAACAUGGUGGUUACUAUUUCUUUCGGUUUUUAGUUCUCAUAUUUUUCUAGCGGCUGCUUCACACAAAUGGUAUCAAGAAAAUUUUCCAAAAUAUGCUAAGUCUCGAAAAGCGAUAAUUCCAUAUGUAUUUUGAAGAUUUUAAUUGUGUUUACUGUAUUUCCACGAUUAAACUCCGAGAGGUUAUUAUCAUCAUAAAAAGUACGUAUUUUCCGUGCUUAUUUGAAGACACGGGCUUUUUUAGUUCGGAGUUUAUUACCUUGCAACAAAAGAUAAGUGGAUAACAAUUGAAAAAAUGCCUUAAUUACUCGUACAUUUUCAGAACUAUCAAAACUAUUUGUUGAUAGUAUUUACGAAUUAUAGCUACAACAAUUGUAAUAAUUAUUAUUUUCAUAAUUAACUCGAUUCAGUCUUCCAGUUCGGUUAAUAUGUUGUCAUUCGUGUCUGUUUCGAUGUCGUUGAAGAAAUCAAAAUCUUGACUAUUAUCUUCGGAUUUCAAAUUCACCAUCUCUUUUGGAAAGAAAGAUGAUGAGUUUGAACCAGAGUUUUCCUAAUUACUCUUUUGUUUCGAUUGAUAAGAUCAGUCGAAACAAAAGGGUAAUUAGCGACUUUCCCACGUACAAUAGCCUAUUCAACAAGUAUUUAUAAUUUUAUUUCUCAAAAGCUGUUUUCCGUGAAUCUUGGAAUAAAAAGUGCUGUUCGACUCUAGCAACUCGAAGAGGUCGAAUUUUAGUUAAACUCCUUAUCUGCCGCUCAAAAUGUACAUUAUCCUUUAACAUAUUUCCCAUGCUUUUCAAUCCGUGGUAUAAUCGAGGAAACGCUGUAUUGAUAUGUCUAUUGGUAUAUGGUAUAUAUAUAAAUUGUUUUUAAUUAAAUAUG
Molecule: messenger RNA, 2698 nt
Organism: Centruroides sculpturatus (bark scorpion)
Lineage: Eukaryota; Metazoa; Arthropoda; Arachnida; Scorpiones; Buthidae
Product: polyprenol reductase-like
Exons: 9
Coding region: 618-1955 (445 amino acids)
Biological process (GO): polyprenol catabolic process; dolichol-linked oligosaccharide biosynthetic process
Cellular component (GO): endoplasmic reticulum
Molecular function (GO): 3-oxo-5-alpha-steroid 4-dehydrogenase activity
Source: RefSeq, a predicted model, not a curated record